Messenger RNA from Didymosphaeria variabile, 1719 nucleotides. RefSeq lists its product as uncharacterized. Gene Ontology annotation, biological process: secondary metabolite biosynthetic process. The coding region runs from base 1 to 1719 and encodes 572 amino acids. NCBI's taxonomy places the organism in Eukaryota, Fungi, Ascomycota, Dothideomycetes, Pleosporales, Didymosphaeriaceae. The transcript has a single exon. Gene Ontology annotation, molecular function: flavin adenine dinucleotide binding; oxidoreductase activity, acting on CH-OH group of donors. The record is from RefSeq and is a predicted model, not a curated record.
AUGUACAUUCAUUUUUCUGAUGCCUCCCGAACAGUAAUUGGAGGCGGUACAGCCGGCUUGGCCAUCGCGUCGCGCUUGUCAGCGGUCGCAAAGGUGGCCGUCAUUGAAGCAGGCGGCUUCUACGAGCAGGACAAUGGAAACCUCAGCACUGUGCCCGGAUACGCCCAAAACAUCCCAUUCCUGGAUACCACGCCUUCCUAUCCUCUGAACUCGCUCAUGGACUGGGACUAUCUUAGCGUGCCCCAAACGCAAGCCGGCAACCGCGUGAUUCACUAUGCCCAAGGCAAGACCCUUGGUGGCUCAUCUGCCAUUAACACCCUCGCCUACCACAGGGCCACGGUCGGAGCCUAUGGCAAGUGGGCAGAUCUAGUUGGCGACACCAGCUACACAUGGGCCAAUGUUCUGCCCUACUUCAAGAAAUCUGCCACCCUCACGGCUCCCAAUUUCGCCAAGCGCAACACCCCCAAUGCUACUUUCACCUACGACACGACGGCCUUUGAUAAUUCUCUCAAGGGGCCAUUGCAGGUUUCCUGGGCUCAGUGGCAAGACCCCACCAUUACCUGGCUUGCUCAAGGCAUCCGCUCUCUUGGGCUGGCUAUGAGCAGUAUUGGCUUCAACAGUGGAAUCCUCGCUGGAUUCAGUGCCUACGUCACCACGAGUGUUGACCCUCGCAAUGCCACGCGCUCGUCCUCUCGAACGAGCUACAUGGAUACUGUCGGCGUCCCGGCCGGUCUCAAGGUCUACCACCACACGACUGCCCGCAAGAUCCUAUUCAACGGCUCAACCGCGUCGGGCGUCUCCGUGGUCACAGACAGCACGACCUACACGCUGAUGGCGAAAAAAGAGGUCAUUCUUUCCGCGGGUGUGUUUGGGUCCCCUCACCUGCUCCUCGUGUCCGGCAUCGGCCCUGCAGCAACCCUCAAGUCUCUGGGCAUCACCGUAGUCUCCAACCUCGCAGGCGUGGGCCAGAACCUCUGGGACCAACUCUACUUCCAAGUCAUCAACAUCGUUAGCACACCCAGCGGGCCGGCCGAAGCAGCCGCAAACCCUGCGCUGGUGGAAAAACAGUAUCGCGAGCAAGCGUGGGGACCUCUGAGCUCAAUUUCCGCGUACAUUUCCUUUGAGAAGAUUCCCGCGUCGCUCCGCGGCGCGUUCUCCAGUGCCACCGCCACGGCACUGUCCUGGUUCCCAGCCGACUGGCCGGAAGUCGAGUACGUCGCCGGGGCGGUUGCAUCGGGCGGCGCCACCCUGGGCGUCAUGUCCUCGUGUCUCACUGCGCCCCUGUCCCGCGGCAGCGUCACCAUCUCUUCGUCCGACCCUAGCGUACUCCCCGUCAUCGACCUCGGCUGGUUCACAAAUCCUGCUGACGGCGAGGUCGCCGUUGCGGGCCUGAAGCGCGCGCGAGAAGCCUGGUCCAACAUCUCGUCCAUUGUCGUGGGCGACGAAAUCGCGCCCGGAGCGGCGGUGCAGUCUGACGCGGAUAUCCUGGCUUACAUCAAGAACUCUGCGACGCAGAUUUGGCAUGCUGGCGCGACUUGUGCGAUGGGGAAAAAGGGCGAUGGGAAGGCGGUUGUGGAUUCCAGCGCGAGGGUUUUCGGGGUGAGCAGCUUGAGGGUCGUGGAUGCGAGUGCGUUUCCGUUUCAGGUGCCUGGGCAUCCGCAGGGGACUGUGUAUAUGUUGGCGGAGAAGAUUGCGGAUGCGAUUAUCAAGGGGAAAUAA